UUACUCUUUUUUGGCAAAGCCAUUAUACUUUAGGACCUUAAGAUUGCAAACACGAAAAUUUACUCCACACGAGUAAAUACAAAAUAAUACCGAUUUAUAUAUUUUGAAAAAUGAUACACGAUUCGUGUAUCACGAAAGACAGACCACGGUGCACGUUACUUGUGAAUUAGUAAACUUAACCUCAAAAACGAUAUUCAUGGGUGAAUGAGUCCAUAAGAAGCUGUCGUCCAAAAAUGAUUAAACAAAGAACGAUAAGGAUAAAUGAUAAAGAUCUGAAAGCAUGAUAUUUCUAAACCUAAAUUUAAACUUUUGUAAUAACUUUUGUAACUUUUACUGCUAUAUUAAAUUGUAAAAUUAUUUUGUGUGUGGUAAAUUAAUUGAUAGAUGAAGUGAUUAACUAAUAAAUUAAAAACCCAGAUUUGUUAUGAAAAAUCACGUCGGAUAGGAUUUUAUUUUGUGAUUACUACACGUCUACACUGUUACUGAAAUUUUUCCAUUUUUCAACUUCUUAUCUCUUAUCAAUGGACCACUUGCACCAAUGUGUAUUAUUUUUCAACUAUUGUUGUUCGGUAGUUGGUUUCUUUGGUAAAAACGGCAAUGCGAUUCCUCGAAAUACCAGCUGAUCGGACGUAAACAAAAGGACCGUGCGGCGAUUGGACAGUUGGCGUCAUAUGUUUUUUGAACUCUUCUCCUUACCCCAUCACCCCGACGAGCAAAAUGAGGACACGGCACUACGGCAGUAUUACAACAUACACACAUACACACACGCAAAUCUAAUAUUAUAUUUAAAUUACACACGAUUAAUAGACUAUAUAGUGUAUUAGUGUAUAACAUAUAUUUCAUAUAUAUAUAUAUAUAUACGUUAUACAUCCGUAAUCCGUAUACACGGCAUAGACACAAUAUAAUUUUGUUUUUUUUUUCUCCGUACGCUGGCAAUAGCCGCAGAACGACUCCUAAAUAAUAUUGCAUUAUACUAAAUUUUUGUUGGUUUUUUUUUUCUUUCGAACACCUAGAAGAACAUACGCGUGCGUUCCGUACUAUCGUUACGAUUUUUUUUCUACCGUUUCCGGAUUAUAAUAUUAUUCAGGUACGGCUCGUUUAUUUACCGUGUGUUUACACACACAUUGCGCUGCGCGUACGCGCACACACAACAAACACGCGAUCGCGUGUGCACACAAGACGGCAACGACGACGACCUCAACAACAACAAUAACAUUACGGGCGACAUACCGACCGCUGUAGUUGUAAUUGUUUAGGCGGCGAAUACGAGGGACUUUACCAUAGAUUUACCGAAUCUAGCGGAAAGUAACGUGAAAUCAAAAAUAAUAUCUAUGUCCCGCGGUCGGCGCGCGUUUAAUAAUAAGUUAUAGCGCGUCGUACGAGUGCCGCGGCACGUUUCGUUUUCGGGGUUUCGGUUAGCGGCAGCAGCGACCACCCCGCUACUUACCCCUGUCCGUAGGUCGCUGACGAAAUACCCACAGAAUCGCUGCGAGCCGAGCUGCUGCUGCAGCUGGCGCUGUUUCAGUGGCUGUGCCUUGCGCGUUUUAUAGGUUAUGUUUGCUUUGUUGUCACUCGAUAUUUUUGUGUGUAUUAUUAUUUUUCUACUGUACCUACCUACUGCUCCGCCGCCGUAGUCUCGUAUUAUUAUACCUGUAUGUGUGUUUUUGAAUGCCCAGCACAGCGAUCGUUUUUCCGAGUGUCUCUCGUACACUACUCGUCAUCUCGUGGAUUUUUUCCGAGUCGUCCGCCGCCACCGUCGUUGUCGCCGUUAGUUUUGCCGCACACUCGAAGAAAAGGUUAGAUUUGUCCGACGUUUUUUCCACACACCGUUGCUUUUCGUAUCGAAUUCAUUUGCUCCCCAACCCCGUUUACCUGAUAUUUUCGAAAUUUUUCUUAAUACACACCACUCGACUUGUGUCCCUUUGUACAUUUUAUGAAAACGAUCAACAGGUUCAGUGUGUGUGUGUGUAUGCGUGUGUGUGUGUGUGCGUUUUUUGUGUUUGUAACUCGCAAUUAAUAGUCAAAUCCCUAUUGUUAUUUUUUUUUUUUUUGUUCCAGCGUUUAACGUUCAUACUACUUUUUUUUUUAAAAAAAAAAAAAGGUGAAAUCAUGACGGACUCCAUAAAGUUUGGCCCAGAGUGGUAAGCACGUCUUGGUUUUAUAUAUAUACUCUUAAAUACCUAUGUGGGUUUAUUGGUUUAUUAUAAUAUUAGGUAGGCCUUUGUUUAUUUAUUUUAUUUUGGUAGGUACUUGACAUCAUCAUUGCCAAUAUUUUAUUAACUACACAUGACAUUUCAAUAUUUCUACUGCAUGAUAAAAUGCACGGGUCGUUCGAUUUUUUUAAUGUUAAUGAUAACCACUUAAUAAUGAUAUUAAAUAUUUUCUAACUUAAUAUAUUAUGUUUUAAAUAAUUUUAGUUUUGCUUUAACUUUUACUGUAGGUAUAUAAGCAAACAUGGUUCCCAUGCUUGUUUGUUAAAUUGCAUUUUUUUUUGAAAUGUUAAAUUGUAUUGUUUUAUAGAACCUAUAGCUUAUUUGAUAAAUUGUUUCAACAAUUAUCACACAAAUAAAAAUUCACAUAACAUUUUUUAUUUUUGUUACAAAAUUUAGUCUAAGCAAAUGGGUACUAUUAACUUAUAUUAUACAUUCAUACACAAAAUUGUCUAUCCAAUAUUUGUAUAGAAUUAUUAUACAAUAAAUAAACAUGUAUAUUAUUUAUAUCCUCAAGGCUAAUAAAAUUAGUUCAAUAAAAUUCAAAAUUUUAUUAUUAAUUUUGGUUUUAUAAAACAAGAAGUAUUAGAUUGUAUUUUUAUAAUUUAAUACAAAUUUUAAUAAUAUGCACUAAGGCACUUUUAUAAAAUUCUCAAAGAAAAAAAAAGCAACGAAAAUAAUGAUAAACUCAUUAGUGUGAGGUAUAUGUAGUUUACAUUAUUGUAUUUUAUUGUGAACCUAUAUUAAUGAAUAGGUAUUAUUAUCAUUUCGUAUUUUUAAUUUUAUUAAAACACAAGUUUUUGUAGUUUUGUAGAUACAGUGUCAGUAAUAUUAUCUCCUAUUUUUACCUAUUGUUAUAAAAACUUAAACCUUAUCAUAAAAUAUUCUAGGUACCUACUUGACCUUUUAUCAAAUUAUUGAGCCUUUUUAUGGAGCCAAAAUAUUAAAUAACAAUUUAAAAAUAUUCUUCGCAGAAUGGGUGGGCCAUUAGGUGAGAAGUUGGUAUGGUAGAGGGAAAAUUGAAUGUGUAUCUGUACGUAAAGAAUAAUCAUCUCUAAUGAAAAACAAUUCUGGGCGGAGUUUGGUUAUACAUGUUUCGAUAGGCUGUAAUAUUUACGAUUUUAUUACGAUUAUAUAUAAUUAUUUAACUAUAUAAAUACAUAUUACGUAAUAUUUGAAAAUAAUACAUUUUCCCUUUUACCUCCAGUCUUUCCCAUUUAUUACAAAAAAACCUGAGAAAAUCAAAAACUGACCUUCCUGAAGUACAAUCAAAUUUGCAUUCUUAAAAUGUGCUACACUUGAAAAUUGGAGCAAAAUGUCUGGUAGAAAAGUUGUCAGAAAAAAAUAAAUGUCAUUCUAAAACCAAUACAUGGUUAGUUCGCUUAGAAUCUAAAAGCAAUUCAGAUUUUUACGGAAACCAAUAUUGAGUAAUAAUCCCGGUUUUUCGACUUUGUUUUCUCCAUUAUAAGGAACAACACUACAAGGUAAAUCCUUAAUGUGCCAUCUAGACAAAACAGAAACAAUGCCUUUUGUUAACCAUUAGAUCAAAUAUUCUGGUAAAAAAACAUGUACUCAUAGUUAAUAAUAUAAAAAUAAUUUAACUAAUAGGUACAUUACUUAGUUUGCUCAAAAUUUGAAUAGUUGAAAUGUACAGUAGGUUAAAUAAAAUAAACAAUUUUUUUCAAUUUAGGUAGUAUCUAUCUUAAUGUAGUCAUCUAGUUGAUAUUAUGCGUUUGAUAAAUCAUACUUUGUUAUUUAUUACAGGUAUAUUAAAUUUAUUAAAUGCUAAAAUUAAUUAAAUUUUAGCACUUGUUGAUUUAAAAUGCUCUAGGGAAAAAUAAUGUUUAGAUCAUCUAUGAUAGCCAUUUAAAUUUGUUAAACAUUGUUUUAUGUGAAAUGUAUACAAUAGGUUGAGGAACAUGUCUCAAGGCAUAUCCAAACCACAACUUGCUGAACAUAGAUAUGGGCGAGAAGAGAUGUUGGCCUUAUUUGAUAUUUCUUCGUGCAAUGUACCGCCAGAAUCGCUUAAAGAAUUAUCCAUGGCGUAUAGCGAUAAGCCUCAAACACCAUUGUCUUUACAACAAAUGUCUGAAGAAGAAACUGUAGGUUUAUAUAUAUAUAUCUAUACAUCUAAAUGUAAUGUGUUUCAAUUUAUAAAGUUAUUCAAAUUCAUCAUAUUAUUUUAGAGACUUUGGAAUCGAGGUAUAAAUAGUGACACAAUUGUCAGGGCAUCUGUACGCCCGACUGGUGCCAGAAGUACUGCUAACAUUGAAGUCCGUGGUGCUAGUACCAGUGCCAGGGGAAGAGGUGGCCGUGGUGGUUAUUAUUAUAAUACUACACGGCCAGGCUAUGAAGAAGGCCCUGAAGGUGGAGGUUCGCCAAUGAACCGAGGUCCACACAGACCAUUCGAACGUCUGAAUUCGGUAAAAAUUAUACUUAUAAUUUAAAUUAUGAGAUUAUAUAUAUUCUUGUUAUCCUGGAUGUAGACUAGACUACUUAAUUGUCAUUCCUGAUACUGGGAUUACUUACUAUAUUUUUGGAGAGUUAUUUGGAAAUAUUUGAUGUGUAUAUAUUAAUAAAGUUGAUUUCCUAUAUAAAUUGUUUAAAACUUUGACAUGGUCCAUUAUAUUUUUCAGUUUUCCCAAUAAAUCACUUAAUAAUAUAUGUGUGUAUUGAAACUUGUAUAAGGGUUAAAGAAAUUGUUUUGUAAAUUUGCCUUAUAAACUGGCACAGUAUAUAAAAUGUUGAUAAUGUACCCAUGGACCGGUUUUUUGUUGCAGACUAGUAAAUAUUUCAAUAUUUAAUGAAUGAAAAACUGGGUAAAAAUAAAUUUUACACAUAUAUAAGUUAAAGAUAAGUAGUUUAACCCCUAAAAAGGUAAUCCCAUUAACAGGAAUGAUACACUCUUAGUCCUGAUAAUAGUGCCUAAUAUAAAUAUUGAACCUACAUAUAAUGAUAAUAUUAAUUAGAUUUAUUAAAUACUAAUAAGUAAUUUAUUUUAUAGAAUGAAAGAAAUAUGAGUCGUAAUGGCGAGUAUACAAAUGAUUGGAGAGGAAGAGACGAAACCAAUUGGUGGAGGAAAAAUAGGGGUGGUUCACAACAAGGACAAUCUGAAGAAUCAAACAGUCGUUGGGGAAGAACUCGUUCAGAUUCUUAUAACAAUGAUAGAUGGCCUGCGGGACGACCAUCAUCAAGGUAUGAAGAAGAUGAAGGAUGGGAUAAUCGUGGUGAAUCAAGGUGGUCUAAUAAUUCUAAUACUAAUGAACGACGAAGACUUGAUUGGGGAGAUAAUUUGCCUGAAUGGUAUUUUACUUGUUACUUAAUAAAAUAACUCUUCAUUCAUGUAUUUAAAUAUUUUAGGGCUGUAGAUAAUCCUGGUGAAAAAGGCGGAAGUUUUGAUUCAUCUGGUGCUUUCCACGAUAAUCAUUAUGAAGAUCAUCGUUAUAGUAUGGGAGAUGAACAGUCAGGAGAGGUACGAUCGUUAAAUCAAAUUUAAUGAAUAUAAUACUAGUAUUUUAAUAAUAUAAAUUAUUGGUAAUAAUACAUUUUAAUAUUAGAAGGAACAAGAAUACGAAGAAGAAAUUCAUAAUGAUACUAGUGUUAAUAAUUUAGAAAGCUCAACUGUGUCACCAACUAAAGAUAAACAGUUAAAUGGUAGCCAAGAAAAAGAAGGUAUGCAUCAAAUAUAUAUUAUAUAUAAAUAUAUAUAAUAUAUUAAAUAUUUUUAUUUGAUUAAAUAUUAAUUAAACAAUUUGAAUAAUAUACAACUUUUAAUUUAAUAUAAUUAAAAUCAAACUUAUACAUUUAGUAAAUGACCAAAAUUCCAUGAAAAAUAAGAUAGGUAUGAUCACAUUAAUAUGUAUUCACAUUUUGAUCUAGCUCACCUUGCAUAUUAUUGUUUUUUUUAUCAUUUUUAUUGCUUAUGAUAAUUUUCGCACUUAUAUAAAAUUAUUAAUUAAUGUUCAACUUUGAUUUGCCUUCAUCCUAACUAUUUGGAGUUAGCUACACUUCAACUUGGUCCAUUACCCAACAUCCUUGCAUACACUAGUCAUUCUCAUAUUAUUCUCUAUAUCCCCUUCUUUUUUGGUAUUCCUCUUCCCCUUUAUUUUCCUACAUUUAUUUGCAUAACAUGCACAAAACAUCUCUGUGAGGUACUACAGACAAAAGUAAUAUAAUGGGGGUUAUGCCAACUUUUAAAUGCAUUUCAUAUGUGUUUAAACAACUUUUAAAGACUGUAAUUCUAUAAUUGGUGUCAUUUAGAAAAUAAAAAAAAUUAACUAUUUAAAUAACAUUUGUUAAACUAGAAUCUGCAUUGAUGACUGAAGUUAAUAAAUUAAUUAUAAAUGAAUUCUACUGUUAAUUUUUUUUUUUUUUUUUACCUAUAUUUGUUAUAUUAUAGUUAACAAUUCAAGUUAUAUGAUUAACACUGGAAUAGUAUUAUAUUAAACGAUAAAUUAAAUAAUUUCAAAUAUGAAAAAUAAAAAUAAAUAUUAAAAUCGAAUGAACCCUAUGAAAUUCAAGUCUAUUCCUCUUAUUGUUAUUUUUUUGCUAUACUUCAAUAUUUUCUACAUUGAUCGAAAUUUCAAAUUUGUGUAUUACUGUUUGAAUCCUUGUGUUAUGAAUAAGUAUAUAAUACUAGUUAUAUCAUGUAUAAUGGUAGCAACUAAUGAAAACCAAAUUCAUUCUGAACUUUUCAAAAAAUGAAUGAUAAUUUAAAAAUAUACGUAUUACUUAGGUAUUUGGAGGAUAGUUAUUUUUCCCUUUGGACCUUUGUUUUUAAAGGUUUUGUAAGAUAGUAAAUUAUAAUUCUCUAUUUAUAUUUAAUUUAUGUGAAUUUAAAUGUCUAGAACGAUUAUAUAGCAUCAUUAAAAUAUGCUGGUGUAAAACUUGUUUUUAGUCCACAUAUAUGUGUGUUAAUAAUUUUGUAUAAGUAAUAUUUUUAAAUGUUUUACAUAACAAAUUUUAACAAAACCCUUAUAAUAAUUCUAGAAAUUUAAAUUUUUGGAGAUAGGUAUAUCUUUAUUUAUUAAACUGUUUGUUAGUUCAAAUUAUAUAACUAAUAGUGGCAACACUGGUAGAUUGUAAUUUUGAAUCUAAUUGUUUAACUAAUCUUAUGUUGAUUAUUGUUUAGAAAUUGUGUCAUCGUCAAUAUCCACUUCGCCAACACAGAAUGAAGAAGUAAUAACUUCCCCUGACCAGUUUAUAUCUAUGAGACAACAACAUCAACAUAACAUUAAUACCCAAACUCAAGAUACAUUUACACCCAAUGAACAAGUAAUUGUAAACCACCCUGAACCCAUAAGAAUACAUCAAGUUACAGAUAAUCCAGUCGGUCACAGUAAAAGCAGUCCAGCGAUUCCACUUAUGUCUGACUGCCAACCAAAUAAUAUGGAAAAUAUUCAAAAUAUAAGAGAGAUAUCUGGCAUGCCAAAUCAUGUAGACAAUGCUAAUAUUAAUUCUAUCAAUCGAUCAACAAGUUAGUUAAUAUUUUUUAACAAAAUUAAGCAGCUCAUUAAAAUACAAAACCUUAAAAAAUAAAAGUGCUGAUCUGAUGGGUAUGCUAUUGUUAUUGGUGGGAAGGUAGGAUACUUACUGUAAAUUAAAUUAAUGUUAACAAUACAAUCCUGAGUGAAUUUCUGUUUUAUACAAUUUUUAUCAAAAUUUACUUAAACAACUUAGAAAAAAAUAAUGAUAAACGCAUUACACCCAAUUAUUAUUUUUUUUUUUCGCUACUCAGUACAAAGUAUCUCGUGUUAAUCAUUGCUUUUUAGCCAAACAAUUUUAUUUUUAUAAAUCAAAUAGAAACUUUUAAAUAAAAAAUACUUGAUAGCUUGAAAAUCCCAGAUUUUUUUUAACAUUUUAUCACGUCUAGAAAGGCCAAUAUAAGUAUUCUGUAAAAAUUUCAGGUCUACAGUUACUUUUAACCGAAUUGCAACAAAAACAAAAUUGAAAAAUAAUGAAACAGUUUUUCUAUUAAGAAAAUGGUAUGGAAAAUCAUUUUUUUAAGCGCCAACUAGACAAAAAAAAUUUUCAGAAAAGAUGCUACACUUGAAAUUCGGAGCCAGAUUUCUGGUAAAAGAAUAAUAUCGAAAAAAAUGAAACUUCAUUAUUAGCAAUAAUAAUGCAUUAUAAUUCAUAAAUCUACAAGAUUUUUUUGUUAUUUGAUUGGAGCAAGAUUUCGAGUAGACUUCGCAGGCACACAUAGUAAAGUCCAUACAUUUCUUACUGCAUUCAGAAUCUAAAAGAUAUACAUCAUCAUAAUGAAACCUAUUUCAUCUUAUUAAAACAAAAUUUAACCUAUAUUGGUUUUUGUUGUAUAAUUCAUAUUUGUCAUCAUUAUGGAAGAACUAUUAAGUAGAAUUGGGAUGACUUGCAUCUAGGGCACACCUAUUCGUAACUACAAAUAUUGAAUAAUUGAAUACUUAGUAAUAGUUAAUGAUAAUUCAUUUUGAGAUUAAAAUAUUUAGGUUUGAAUGCUAAUGCUAAUCAUCGAAUUGAUACAUUGGAUGCGGAAGCAGAAUCAAUGGUAUCCAGAUUGACCAGUGACAAUUUCAAAAUUGGGCCAUCAUCACAUACACCAUUAACACCAAUAGUUAAUAAUAAAUGGUAUUAUAGGGAUCCUCAAGGCGAAGUUCAAGGUAAAUUAAUGUUAUUAAAUUUAGAUUAUCUGAGAAAACGUUUGAUUUCUUAGGUCCUUUCACGACUACUGAGAUGGCAGAAUGGUAUAGUUUAGGAUACUUCCACGACAACAUGUUAAUGGUGAAGAGAGAAUGUGAUGAACAUUUCUAUUCUUUGGGUGAUCUUGUGCGUUUAAAAGGAAAUGUUCCUUUUUCUGACAUUCCAUUUUCGGUAUUUAUUCUAUGAGGUUUAUUUUUAUAAAUGGUUUUUUAUACUUGAAAAAAUAAUCUUGAAUAUUAUUAUUUUAGGAACGAGAUGUGAAAAUAACUACUCGAAUAGGAGUACAGCCUCCUCUAACCCAUAACCCUUUUAAUUUAAAUGAAACAAUAGUUCUUCAUCAGCAACAACAUUAUCAAUACAGGCAACUAUUAUUAAAGUAAAUUUAAAAUUAUUUGAAGAUUAUUCCUUAUAUUUAAUUAAAAUAAAACUUGAUUUCUAUAAACCAUGUAGUCUUAAACAUAUAUAUAUAUAUAUAUGUGUGUGUGUGUUAUAAAAGUUCAAAUAUUUUUUUUAGUCAAAGAGAACUAGCUAUUCAAAAUGCAGUUCAUCAAUUGUCCCAAUCAGAGAGGUGGAAUACUUUAUCACCAAUUGAACAACAACAGGUAAUACUAGUUUUAACAAAUAAAUAUUACUAUAAUAUUUAUUUUAUAUAACAUGGCUUUGUUUUAUUUUUAGAUGAUAAUGCACCAAAUUCGAAAUGUUGAAGCAAAUACAACAAUUCCCCCUUUUUUCUCUGCUCCACUUCUACCUCAGCCACAACCGACCAUGCACCCAAUGAAUCAACCAUCUAAUAAUUUAAUGGUGAUGUUAUCUCAUAUGCAACAACAACAACAACAUUUUAAUCACGUAAAUUAAAAAUUGAUGUUAUUAUAUAAAAAAAAAAAGUAAAUUAAAAUUGUUAAAAUUUUCAGCCAAUUGAUCCUAAACAUAAUGUACACGUUGUACCACCAUCUCAACCAAUGGCUCAACAACUGGAUCCUCUUCACUCAUUAGUACACAGUAUGGGAGGUUUAAAAACUGCCACUCCACCACCAAUGAAUACACCUCACCAUCAUCAAAAUUCCAAUGUAAUAAGACCUAAUAGUGCUCAGUCAGAAAGCAAUCCUAUAUCAGAUCUUUUAAGGCAAUUGGGUGCACCUCAAGAUAAACCUCUUAAAGUAAGUUUAUUUUAUUCCUAAUGAAAAUUGAAAAUCUGUAUUAAGUUAGAUUAAUCAUCAGGUAGCUGAAACUAGUGUUUGGGGGGUUGACUUUGCUGGUCCAGACAGUAAGCCGAAAAUGAAUGGUCCAAUUGGAAUAACUGGUUGGCAAACUGGUUCUACAGGUGACAUAACUCAACAAACACCAAGUGUUAUAUGGGGAUCUGGAGAGUAUACUAAAAUUAUUGGUGCUGAUCAUCAAGCCAUUGUUAGUAAUAUGAAAUUGUUUAAUAUAUUUUUUUUAAAUUUAAUUCUCAUUAAAAAUUGAUAAUAUUUAUUGUUUUUAUGUUGAAUUAUUAUUCUUUUUUUUUUCUUUUUAUAUAUAUAUAUAUAGGAAGAGGCAAUUAAAGAAGAAGCAAGACGGAGUGAAGAAGCCAGAAAACAGGAAAUAAUGUAUUGCAUGUUAAUAUAUUUAUAAAACUAUGCAUUAAAGGAAUUUAUUUUAAUUUAUAGUUUACAAAAAGAACAAAUACGAAAAAGGGAAGAAGAAAAGUCUAAAAUCCAAAAUGAGUUGAAAAAAAAACAAGAACUGGAAAAAGCAAAAUUGGAAGAAGAAAAAAAGAAGGUUUAAUAUUAUAUUAAUAAACUAUUUUUUUAUUUUUUAAGAAAUAUCAAGAUUAAUUUACCUACAAAUUUGUAUAUAAUUUCAGGAAGAAAUUCGUAGAAAUAAAGAGCACGAAAAAAGAUUAAAAGAAGAAGCAGAAAAGAAAAAAAUUGAAAAAAAGAAACUAGAAGAAGAACAGGCGAAAAAACGUUUACUUGAAAAGAAGUUAAAAGAGGAGAAAGAAAAAAGACUGCAAGAAGAAAAAAGGAAAGAAGAAGAGGAAAAGAAAAGGUUAGUUAUACAAUGAUUUUAUACAAUUUUAUUGGUUAUAAACAGGGCUCGUAAUUGGCAAAUGUUAUAAAAUCCGAGCUUUGGUUAUGAAAAAUGUUAAAUUUUAAUUUCUAUUUAUGUGUACAUACAGGGUGAUCAAUUUAAUAAUAAAAAUAUUCCACUUUUAAGUUUGGUGGUUGAGUAAGAGUAGUAGUGCAUUAUUAUUUAUUAGAGUGCUGUGCACCGUUUUAAUGAUGGUCCAUUACUCUCUCUCAAACCCAAAUUUAAAAGUAGAAUUUCUUGUCAAUUGAUUGUCAGAAAUUAAAAAUUUCAACACCAAAAAUUUAUUUUAAUUAAUACUCCAUCUAUGGAAUUCUUAAUACAGAUUGACGUUUGAAAAUCAAAUGUAGGUACUGGUUUUAACCACAAAAAAUAACAUAAAUGUAUAAUUGUAAAGUACAAUCUAUAAAACAAAUUCUGCAAAAAAAAAAAAACUUUCUGAGAUGAGUCGUCUUGCGAUAACUUGAUCAUUCUGUAUAAGACUACAAAGAAAAUUAGAUGUUAAAAUUUAACCAAGGUUUGAAGUUUAACAAUGCGUGGAGACAGAUAAAAAAUACAGUCUUGAAAACUUUAUAUCCAAAAUACAUAUUUAGCAGACUUUAUAAGAAGAUAUUGGUGAGAGGUGUUUUGGGGAAUCAUUGUGAGCUAAUAAUUAAAGUAAUAAUGCAAAACCCAAAUGGUAAAUGAUUUGGAAAAAUAAAGAAUUAAAUGGGAAAACUAAUAAAAAAAAAGUUGUUGGUAGUUCAAAUUGGAAAGAAAAUGCAACAUAUGGAGAAGGGUGCUUAGAGGCCAUGAAUAGAUUCUCCCAGUUUAAGUUAAUACAUAUUUUCUAUCUUUAAGUACUAUGAUUAUCUAUAGUUAAUCUAUGUAUUGAAUAUAUUAUAAAAAGGAACUUUCUUACCUUUGACAAUUAAAUAAAAUAUUAUUAAUACCCAUUUUUUUUUUCAUUUGUGGACCAAAUUAGUAACUCAUUAAUAUAAAAAAAUUAAUUUUCUAAUAAAUAAAUAAAUUAAUUUUCUAGUAUUAUUAUAUUUAAAAAUUCAAGUUUUAUUCAUUCUUUAGGAAUUGAAUGUACCUUAAAUCAAAUUCCUUAUUUUUGAAAUCCCCUAUGUACAGAUGAGAUGAUUAAGAUAAUCAAUAAAAAGGGUUAUUAGUGGGUUCCAGCGGUAAAGAACAUUUCAAGGUCAUAUUAAAGAGUCAAGAAUACCAGUUAAUAAUGGGAUUCUUAUUGUAAACAAACUUUCUACUAUAAUUAAAUACAAAAUAGUCGAUUUGGUUUUUUAUUUUUUUUUUAUGUGUAGGUGGUUUCUGAUAUCAGCAAUUUAAUUAUGAGUGAAAAUAUACUCUACCUUACAGUAAGUCUCAUUUAAAUUGGUUCAUCUGUUUCCGAAAUUAGUGGGGAUAUGUAGACAGGCAGACACUUACAUUUUAUUUUUAUGAAUAUAAUUUUAUUAUAUAUAGUUUAAAAAAAAAUAUAUAUAUAUAUAUAUGUGUAAUAUAUGAUUUAUACUGUUACGUACGCCUUUUAUUAACUCAGUUUCAGUUUGCAGUCAGAAAUUAUACACAAUAAUUUCACAAUUAUAUUUUACACUCACACUUAAAAAGUGACACAACUCUAAAAAUGUGAUUUUCCAUUUUAUCAUGACAUAUGUUAAAUAAAUAUCAUAAUUGUAUAGUAAAAAAAACAUCUAAAGUCUAUUCCUAUUUUUUCAGUAAUAGAUAGCACAAAUGUUACUUUUUUAUAAAUUACAUUUUACUGAAAAAAUAUUACCAAAAGUGUCAUAUCUCAGUUACAGACUGUUAAAUUAAACAGGAAAAUUAAAAGGAACUCUAUAAUGAGCCCUCUAGUACAUAGGUUUCCUUAUGUGUGGGUUAUGGUAUAUUUUUAAAUAAUACAUUUUUAAAAUGAUGAGUGAAGCAAGGAAUGUAUUGGUUUUACAAUGAUGUUUAUUUUUUAAUUUUUUUUUUAUAUUCAUAGAUAACUUUUCUGCCGGAAAUCUUGCUCCAUUUUACAAGCACUUUUUCUGAAAAGAAAUUGAACUGGGGAGGUACUUUACAAAAGUCAUUUUUUGAUUUUCCCAAGAGUUUUCCUACCAACAAGUUGGAUCUAUACUUGCAAAUAAGAGUAUGUGACAGAAUAAACUUCAUGAAUCAUUCAGAAAUGAAAAAUAAAUUUCAAAAAAGGGCCAUUUAUAUUAUUGUGGGACGCCAAAAUUUAAAUUAUUUCUAACAUGAGUUGAACCAAAAAAAGUUUGGGGACCUCUGCUCUAGCAGAUUUAAAGCAUGUUAUAGGGCGCCUUUAAAAAUAAAAUAAAAUAAAUUUCUGGACAUUAGUAAAAAAACAACCAUAUUCCGCAGUUAAGUUUUAUAAUAAUUUACAUUAACACUAGGUAUUAUAUACAUUUACUAUUUAUCACUAUUCUCACUUUUUAUCAUUUAUUUCAUUGAUUCUCCAAAAAAACUCACUUUUCUCACUUUUUCAAAGUUCUUUAAAUAUAAAUUAAUUAUUCCCAAUUUUCAUAAUCAAUUUUUACUAAUAGUUUUAUUUACUUAACUAAUAACUAUAUUUUUUAUUUAUUAGAAAAUCAAUUCAAAAUUUUUUCCAAGAAAAAAACCGGAUCAUGAAAUAUAAAUAAUAUUUUAGUAUCAUUAUGAAUACCUAUGGCUAUAAAGUAUUAUUAUUAUAAUGAUAACAAAUUGACUUCUUGAAAAAUUUAAAUUAGGUACCAUAAUUUAAAACUAAAACAUUUAUUUGGGUAACCAAACUUGUUUUAUCAUAUGUAAUAUUAUGUAUAGUAUAUUGUAUUAUUAAUUAUUUUAAAUACAUUUUUUUUAAAUAUAAUUAUUACAUUUGUUGGGUUAAAUUUUAUUUAUAUUAUAAUAUACCUACUGUUGUAAAUAUUAAGAAGAAUUGUCUUAUUAAUGUUAUUUUAUAACUUGUAUAACUAUGGAAUAAACAAUUUUAAAAAACAAGUGAAAGUAUUAAAAAUUGUGUAUUAUUUUAUAUUUUGAUUAAAAAAAUUCACUUCAAUGAAAAUAAUACUCAUAUUUAAUAGAAAAUUACUCAUUCAAUUGAAACUUAAAAAUUAGUAGCAACCCUGGUUAAUAUGCACUACCUAAAUUUAACCCAGACUUAGAUUACAUUAAUAUUGAAAACAGCGUUCCUUUAUCUCACUAAGUCAUGUUAUUUUAUUAUUAACUGCAAGUUAAAUUUAUAAAUUUUGUUUUAAAUAAUUGUAUAAAGUUUAAUCUUCAUGAAAUUGUAUUAUAUUUAAUGAAGGCAAUAAAGAUUCAAUUUUAAUUUAAAAUAAUUGUCUUUCCUUAAAAUAAAUAGUUGUAACAAUUAUAAUGUAAAUUAUUACAUUUAAAACGCCACACACAAAACUUUAUAAAAAAAACGACAAAUUAAAAUAAAUAAAAAAUUUACAAACUCAACAAUUCUAGAAAUAAGAUAAAACAGUGAGUUUAGUGAAAAAACCAAAUAAAUUGAUCAAUUAAUGAAGUUAUUACAAAAUGUACUUUUUUAAUUAACUUUAUUGAAAAAUCACAUUUUUUGAGUUGUAUCACUUUUUAAGUGGGAGUGUGAUAAAUUAAUUUGUUGAAAAAUAAUUACUUUUUAAUUUAUUUUUACAAUUUAAUUGGUGUGAAGGUGCUCACAUUAGAUAAAUCAAGACUUGUCUGAAAAUGUUUUCUCGGUACGUAUACUCUGGGCCCCCCAGCUAGAUGUACUAGAUGCGCUUUUUGCAUAAUAACAUGUUCAUCUGGUCAAUAAUGUUCCUACUAUAGGGCUCACACCUGUGUGUGUGUGUGUGUGUGUCUGUGUGUGUGUAUAUAUAUAUGUUAUAACUAUUUUAUUUAUGAUCACACCAGUCCAUAUAUAUAUUUGAUAUCUAUAUAGUGUUGCGAGUCUUAUUUUUGUUAAUAUGGUUCCCUUGUAAUUAAGUGCGUGAGCUGUUCUAUAAGUGUAUAUCCGAGAUUCAGCCUCCCAUUGCGAUGGCGUUGGUAACUUGUUCCUAACAAAUGUGGACAGACUUGGUGUGAAGAUAACCUCCGUGUGGUCGGUUAGUCUUAAAGUGCAAUUUUCCUGGGCCUCCUCCACUCAUGGCGUAUCUAUAUUUUCUACUAUGUUGUGUUAAUAUUGUAUAUUAGCCGGGAAAAGACUAUGCAGGCAGUUGCGGAACAUACAUUACAAAUUUAAAAACUAAAUAUUUGUUAUUGAGUUAUUUUAUAUUACAAUUUAGAAAAGCUGAAUUAAAGAAAAAAGAAGAACAGAAAAAAAAAGAGGAACAAAAAAAGAAGGAAGAAAUAAAACGAAAGGAAGAUGUUAAAAAACAAGACCAAAAGAAAAAAGAUGAAGACCAAAAGAAAAAACAAGAAAAUUUAAAACCGAGUUCUGUUCCAAUUGUCACUGAACCACAAAAGGUUAGUAAAGUUAUUUAAUUACCAGUUUAUCCAGUAUACUUUGUUGCCCAUUAAAAUAAUUCCACUUGUUAACCUAUUGUUGAAUUGUCAACAAACAAUCCAGUUUUUCUGUAAGGUACAACUGUAUUAACUCCAUUUUUUAUGAAAAAAAUGUAUCAAUAUAAAUACAAAAAAUCAGUAGUUCCAUGAAGAUGUGAACCAUAAGAUAAGUGUAGUUGGAUAAAGUGGAUUAUAAGGAUCAAAUGUUUUAAAUGACAAGAGAAUUCUUAUCAGACACAAUCUACAAAAGUGUGCUGAAACUAUAUUGUAUGAUUUGUAGACAUAAAGUAGGAUUCUAUGAGUGAUGAAAACGCUAGAUGGAUGAGUGUAGUUACUAAAGUAGAUAAGAUAAAGGAUCAGUACAUUAAUGAUAGUUCAGUUGUGACUUCCAUAGUAUACAAAAUGAGAAAAAUUAAAUUAAGAUGGUUAGGACAUGUCACGGGAAGAAUAAUCUGAAGCAGUAAGAAUGGUUAUGAAAAUAAAACUAGAAGGAAAGAGUUAAAAAUAUUAAAAAAAAGUUGGUUGGAUACUAUUAAGAAUAUGAGAACAGUCAGUGUAUGUGAGAUGGAAGAUUGGGUCAAGUAAAAGUUUAAAACGAAGGUGGCCGACCCCAAAUAGUUGGGAACCUAACCUUGAAGGUGAAGGAGAAAAGGUGUAUAUAAAAUGUAAAAUAUUGGAAACAGUCAAAAAUAGUAAUAGAUAUUUUAAAUUAUUUUUGUUAACUAACUUAGAAAUAUGAAAAGAUUUUCCCUCCAAAUAACACUUUCUAUUCUACCCUGAAGUUAUCUGCACAAUGAUCCGUUUAUAAGUAUAGGGCAUAUAGUCAAUGAAACAAGAUUUUAUUAAAUGAUAAGAACAUUUUUUGAUUAUUUUUAUUGAAAUAAAUGGCAUUAAAAAUUGUGUUUGUCUUAUUAUAAAUGAUAAAUAAAUCGUAUAAUUAGUGUUUGAAUAAUUUAAUCCAUUUAUCUAUUCCAGAAAAAGAAAAAAGACCCUCAAACAGUAGGCUAUAAUGGUUUGGAAAGUGGAUCUGCUCCAUGGGCUGCUACAGAUCAAAAGAAACCGGUCCAAGUUAAAUCGAUGGCUGAGAUUCAAGCAGAGGAACAAAAACGUGAACAGAUGAUAAAACAAAAAGAACGUGAACGUACUGAACGAGAAAUAUCUAUUGUAGCAAUCGAGCAGGCAAAACAAGAAAAAGCAAGAUCUGCUGUUAAAAUGCAGUCUUGGUCUAAUGUUAUAGCUAAAAAUGUUCCUCAGCCAACUCUUAUGGCCAAUAGUUCUGUCUGGGGAUCAUCCAAUCAAAUGAGUAUGUUAAUUAUUUUGAUGUAAUUUAUUUUUACUUGCCUAUAAAAUAUAGAUUUUACUAUCAAUCAAAAUUUUUUUUAUAAUUAUACCAACAUUUAGUUUAAAAUAAUUACGAAUAAACCAUACACUAAAUAUAUUUUUCAGUAAACAUAUUACUUAAAGUAGCAAGUGCAUCAUGCACAGUUGAGGCCUCACCAGAUAAUCCAUUGCUAACAUUUACAUACAAAUAUUCUGUUAAAUAUAUAGUUAGGAUGCAAUUUUCUAUGUAGUAUAAGUAGUUAUUCAAUUAUAAAAUUGUAGAUGCUGAUAAACAGAAAUUUACUAAAACACCAGCGGCUGUCACCAUUAAUAAUAAUAAAAGUGCUGUAAAAAAUAUUGUCAAAUCCGUAAAUCAAACUGCACAACAAACAAAAGCAAUGAAGAAAGUUAUUGAAAGUAGAGGUGAAAACAAUAAUUGUAAUGAUGAAUUUAGCCAAUGGUGUUGUAAACAUCUAGCAUCGCUUAAUAAAAACACUAUUGAUAGUAAGUAUUUUUUAAUGUGAUUUUAUGUGUAUUCAAUAUUAUUAGUGAAUAAUAAUAACUAUUAAUACAUACAAUAUAAUAAUUUUAUUAUAUUGAAAAGAAUUAACCAUUUGUGUUUAAUUUUUAAUUUAGUACCAACGUUUGUGACGUUUUUAAAAGAUGUCGAAUCUGAGUAUGAAGUGAAGGACUACAUUCAAAAUUAUCUGGGUGACAAUAAAGAAGUUCGUGAAUUCAUCAAACAAUUCAUUGACAAACGCUUAAAAAUACAAAAUAAACAAAAAAGUUCUGAUUUUGUAGAAAUGAAAGUGAGUAAUAUUUUUUUUUACCAUAAACGGUAUAAUUGUAUGUGUGUACAUUAAUUAAUUAAUUUUAACCUGUGGUUCUAAAUAAAUAAUUUUCUGGGAUGGUUGUAGAUAUUUAACAUUUAUUUUUUUUGUAAGAGGUAACAAUAUUGAUAUUAUUUUGUAUAAAUAAUUUACAUAAUUGAGGGUACAGUGAAUUUUUUUUACCUUUAUUUAUCUUUCUCACCAGUAAAAUGUAAAAUACCUUACAUUAAAUACAUUUUUUUUAAAUUUUAAAAAUAAAGUCAACCUAUGAUUUUUAGUUAAAUUGAUAAAUUUCAAUUUACAUCUUAUUAUAUUAAUGAAUUUAAAGUAUCAUAAUUUGUUCAAAAUUUAAAUUUGUCAAACAUAAUUUCUAAACAUUUUUUACAAUUUGAUUAAAAUAUUCACUGUCACCAAUCUCCUUAAGAAAGAAUUUGCAUAACAACAAAUAUUUUGCUAAAUUAUAUAAACCUCUGUCAAUUUUUUAAUGCGAAACUGAUACUUUUGACUGGUAGUUUUUGAUUAGUCUUGAAGUUGUACAAAAAUUAAAAAGUGUUGAGGCUAACACCUGAAAUUACCUAAAAUGUAAUUCCUGAGAAAUCAAUAGGUCCUAUCACUAUUUUUUUUUUUCCAUUUGUGAAUACUUGGUAUCUGCUGUUUACCAAUAUAUUAUAUAGAAGUCUAGUUCUAAUAAUUAUAUUCAUAUACGCAAGUUGAUAAUGAACUGUAUUUGUGUCUAAUGGCGGAUUUACUAGGGGAGGGGAGUGAUCUGGAUCACCGUCCUCUUUUUCCAAACACUGAGAUAAUUUUUAAAUAUAUAUGCAUUUUAGGACCUCUCCCAGAAAAUAUUGAAAAUCUGCUGUCUGUGUACCAUUAUUCCCUGAUCUGAGUACUGCUAUUAUUGAUGUUUUGUAAAUACUUAAUAAUUUUAAUGCAACUAGUAUAUUGCUUCUGAAUUCUUCAGUUUGUGUUCUAAUUCCCAUGUAUUUCAAUAUUUCUGGUUAAAUAUUAUCAGUUUAGCUUAGUUUUACAUCUUUAAAUGUCGCAGAAUAUCUGAAAAGUACACUAGUAUUGUACAUUUUUUUUUUAAAUUUCAAUUUUACUUUCACUUACUUAUUAUAAGCAUUAUUCUAAUGUAGGGAAAGAAGUGCUGUGAGAAGAACGGAAAAGAAGAAUGUUAUAGGGCCAAAUGGAGGAGUAGUACUAGUAAAAGUAAAAGUUUAAAAAAUGUUGGACAAAUUAGUUGUUAAAUAACUAUAAGAUUUCUUUAGUAACACACUAAUAGUAAAUGAUAAGAUACCAGAAGAGAUUUUGGUACCUUUAUUUUACAGGAAUGUGGAAAUUAUUAAGUUAUGAGUGUGAGCCAUUAUGUAAAAAUUUGGGAAGAGAUUAUAUGAAAAAAAAUUUUAAAUGAUGACAAAGUAGAUUAGGAUACAUAUUAAGUUAAUCGUUGUUGUUAUUUCUUGUUUAUACUUUCUGUAUGCUUUUGCUUUUAUGUAUUCUGUAUGAUAGUUAAUGUUUGUUUAGUCAAAAAAUUUUAGAUAUUAUAAUAAUGUUCAUAUUUGACCAAGUAAAAUUAUUUUGUAGUGGAUUAGGUUGUCAUGUAUCAAUGUUAUUAAUAAUUGUAAUUCGUUACUAUUUCUAACAUUAAAUAAAUGAAAAUAAAUAUAAUAAAAACAAAUUUAUGAACUCACUUGCUCAAUAUAGCAUAUAUUAAUGGUAUUUUGGCUUGCUUCCAUAAAAUCUUUUUAAAGGUGCAGGUGUGUAAAUAAGUGGGUCAUCAUUAAGUCUUAGCUGAAUAUAUUGUCAUUUGGUAUUAUUAUAAUGUCCAAUCAAUUGUAAGUAAAUUAUUAUUAUAGGUAAUAUCACAUACCCUAAUAGUGCAAAUAGUUUUAUUAUUUUCUUUAUGAACAAGCCUUAUGCUUUCAUCAAAGUACUGAAAAACUAAUUAAUCUUUAAUUUUACAGAGUAAAAACAAAAAACGGAAUAAGAUGGUACCAUUAGAUAAUAAAGUACUUGGCUUUAAUGUGGUCGCUUCAGAACGCAUCAAUGUUGGAGAACUUGAUCUUGGCGAAUAGGAUAACAUAUCAGCAUGUCAUUUUUACGUCAAAUUUGUUUUUUUUUUUUUUAGGAAUGAAUUAGACCUUGGAAAGGAAACUGUUUGAGUAUUAUAUGUCCAUGUUUCUCGUUGAAAAUAUUUUUUCUAUUUGAUAAAUAUAUAUAUAUAUAUAUAUAUAUAUAUAUAUAUAUAUAUAUAUUUGUUAAUUA
Messenger RNA from Cinara cedri, 19834 nucleotides. NCBI's taxonomy places the organism in Eukaryota, Metazoa, Arthropoda, Insecta, Hemiptera, Aphididae. The record is from the annotation of a GenBank genome assembly.